Messenger RNA from Arabis nemorensis, 513 nucleotides. NCBI's taxonomy places the organism in Eukaryota, Viridiplantae, Streptophyta, Magnoliopsida, Brassicales, Brassicaceae. The record is from the annotation of a GenBank genome assembly.
AUGGCGAUGAGGCAGAAAUCAAUGGCGACUUUGCCAAAAUUGAUUCAAAGUAUGAGAAAAGAAGUUCCGAAGCAUACGAAUCCAGUUUUGCCGUCUCUAAGAAGAGCUUUUUCUCUCUAUGAUCAGAUCAAUCUCAUUGACAAUGUUCCCGAAGACCAGCUCCGGUUCCAAGAAUUUAAUGAGACGAGUUUCACGGUGAAUGGGGUGAAAUACGAAGGUAGCUUACUCUGUGUUGGGAAUUUGCUUAUGUCAUGGAGCCCUCGCAAAUUCUCUGAGAUCACACCUGAUAGCUUGUCUAUUUUCCAGACAGUUCGACCGAUUCCAGAGCUCUUGAUUGUUGGUUGUGGAAGAAACAUUCACCCGGUAACUCCCGAGGUCCGUCAGUUUGUCAAGUCCAUUGGCAUGAAGCUAGAAACAGUUGAUUCUAGAAACGCUGCAUCAACUUACAACAUUCUGAACGAAGAAGGAAGGGUCGUUGCUGCGGCAUUGCUUCCAUACGGAGUUACAUCCUAA